GAGACACACUCCUUACAAUUAAAAACAAGGCAUGAAUAAUAGCUACUGGAACUGCCUGGGUUCCCCCCGGACAGAUUAUGGUAUUGUCUUGUUGCAGGAGUGUUGCACCUUUCACUGUCUCUUGUGAUGGUCAGUCUUGGAGGUGAGAGAUAAGGCUAGGUGGGUCAUUGUUCUGAUAUGGAAUGGAAAAUCCCGAUCUGAACACGCUAGGGACAAAGAACAGAGCCUCUUGAACCGGACAUCUUUUGGAAGGUGAGUGUUCCAUGUAUGAAAACAUUUACUGCUCUGAUUUCUCCUAUUCAGGUCCUCCUGUUUGCUGGGGCCUGAUCUGACAUGAUCACUGGUUGUGAUGAAUAAGGUAUUGAGACUGUUGGUUUGUUUGUCUUCUGUUGCCCAAGGGAUGAGUUGUAGAAGUUCAGCUUCGUUAACCCCUGAAGUCAUUCUUGCACCCAGAAGUCCAGGCCAAACCAAUUCCUUAGUUUGUUUAAAAGGAAGGAAGAAGGUCUUUGGGGUGGAGAACAGUUGUCAGUUGGUUCAACUUCUGUACUUCUGCUCUCCAAGAAUGCAGAGAACCCUGUCACAUUUCACCUACAGCUGAAAAGAGCUGCUGGUGCAACAGAGGUACUUGUUUACCUUUCUGAUCCCCAGCAGUUGAUCCAACGUGUAUUGUUUGUCCAGCUUGCUGGACAAGCCUUUAUUAGCUUCCAUGCUUGUGUGCUGUUGUCUAGAGGACACAGUACUCUUCACCAGCCUUACUGGACUGCCAAGGAGUCUAAACUGCCAGCUAUGUUUGAAUUAUGCUCCAAACUGAAAUCUUGUUUUUUAUCCAAUGAUGCGGCAACUUCCGAGUUUUAGACUUGAGCUCUGAUAUUGACUCCAUGUAGUCAUCCCUGUCUUAUAUCUGGGAUGGGAUUGGCUGUUUAAGAGUAGUAGCAACUGGCAGUAUGCUUUCACGUAAGAACCUGCUUUGGGGGAAUGCAUGCGACCCGAGCACAAGUUAUUGUCGCAGCCUUGAGAGUAGCAGGUGGCUUUCUACACCCAGUGUCCGCCCGUGGAAUGGUGUUGCAGCCCUCAGGGAUGUUGCCUGUUCACUCAGCCACAAGCGAGUUCCACUCCUCAUCAGAAGCAUGAGGAAAAUUAAAGGUGAGAAGACAAUCUACUAAUAAAGGGAAAUCAGUGGAAUCUAGGCAGAUGACCUCAAGGCCAACCCAAAUUCCUUAGUCUGCUGAGACUGAGCUUUUUCCCUUGGCUUAUAGCUUCAUCAAGGUCUGUUGGGGGAGUUAACCAUGCUUGAAUGGUGAGGGCCUUUCUGAUUGGGGAGGCAAAUACUGCAAUAAAAGCCUGCGGGUUCCUGUGUAGCGAUGAUAUUUGAAAUGUACUGGAGUGAAUGGGAGAACAAUUGUUCCUCCAAAGGAUUUGUAGACUGCUGCUUUGUGUCCUAUGUACUUCACUUCCUCUUUCCCUUGUGCUUUGUUUCAGUUGCAUGGAACAGUCAGUAGUUGUUUGAAAUGAUUACUCUUCCCCUCCCUCUCAAUGUGUUUUAUUGAGGAAAUAGAGUUGGUACUAGUGAGCACUGCUGACUGCAGGAGCACAACUCCAGCUCAUCUGAUUAAAGGCUGGUUGGGAAUUGUGACAUGACAUGACAAGACAGCUACUGCUCAUAAAUGGACUACCUUAACUUGCUCCUGCUAACCACCUAUACCACUCCCUCCCCGUUUACAGUCAGAUUUCCAUGUGGAGCAGCUUAUCUCCGCCUAAUAAAAUUCCCUCUGAGGCAAUGGAGAACUCUGUCCUGGAAGGACACUACCGGCAGAAAAGGUCCUCGAUCAAUGAGCUGGCCAUUCUCGUUUCCCGCAUGCAGAAGAAUGCCGACCAGGUGGAAAAGGACAUUCUGGAAACACAGUCCAAGCUCAAGCAGGACAUAAGUAACUACCAGAAGAACAAGGCUUUUGAGUUCCAGCAGGAGAACGCAAAAAACCUGAAGGAAGCCGAGACUCUGCUGAAGGACCUCUUCCUGGAUGUGGAUAAAGCAAAGAGGCUGAAGCAUCCCCAAGCCAUCGAAAUAGAAAAAGACAUCAAGCAGCUCCAUGAUCGUGUGACACAUCAAUGUGCUGAAUAUCGAGAUCUCUAUGAAAAAUGUAACAUUCCUGAAGGGGGCUCUAAGCUGGACUGGGCCAAAAUUCUAGACCAGAAGCAGAAGCAAGUCACCGCGGGACAAUAUGGCCCCACCAUGCCAGAGUUGGAGAAGCAAAUAGCAGAGCACAACAUCCUCCAGAAAGAGAUAGAAGCCUACGGCCUCCAGAUCAAGAACCUCCACAGCCCGAAUGCAGCAGAUUUAAAGAGCCAGUACAAGGAUUUGCUGAAAGCGUCCAUCUGGCGAGGGCAGAGCCUGGGCAGUCUGUACAACCACCUGCAAGGCUGCACCAAGGAGCUGGGUUACCUCAAGGACCAGCAGAACAAAAUCCUGAAGCAGGACUGGAGCGACCAAAUGGCUGACCCGGCGGGCGUGCGCCGGGAGUAUGAGAACUUCAAGGCUAAUGAGCUGCUUAACCAGGAGGAGUAUGUGAACCAGCUCCAGGAUGACGGAGACAGGAUGAUUGAACUGAAGCACCCAGCUGUGGAGCCCAUACAGGCUCACCAGGAAGCCUUGAGGAACGAGUGGCAGAAUUUUCUCAACCUCUGCAUCUGCCAGGAGAGUCAGCUGAAGAGCGUGGAGAGCUACAAGAAGUUCCAGGAGGAUGCUGACACUGUGAGCCAGACACUGAAGAAGCUGAACUCGGACCUGGAUACAAAAUACAGCAAGUUCAACAAAGACAGUCCCGGGGUGGUGUCUGAUUUACUGCACCAGCUGGAGAAUGAGGAGAAGACUGUGAAACAAGCCGAAAAAAGCAUCGCUGAGCUGAAGAGGAAGAGCCCAGAGAUCAGCCCUCUGAAACUGCGCAGAACCUGCCCCUCCCAGCCACUUGCCCUGGACACCGUCUGUGACUGGGCCUCUGGUGAUGUGCAGCUCAGCCAAGGUGAGAAGUACACUCUGAAAGACAACAGCAACCUGGAGAACUGGGUGGUGCAGAGCAGCACUGGGGUGACAAAGACAGCUCCUGCUGCUUGCUUCUUCAUACCUCCUCCAGACCCAGAGGCCAUCGGCAGAGCUACCAAGCUGGAAGGUGAACUGAACACAGUGAAGCAGAAGAGAGCGACAGUUCAGAACUCCCUGAAAAACAGCCAGAAGGAGCAAGUUAAGUCCAGCCAGCAGGCACCAAUCAGAAGUCCCGCCGUUGCCCAGGAUGACCCUCAAGCUGACCAGCUCCUCUCUAAGCUGAAUAAGAUUGGCAGGGACUUGGUCCAAGUGGAGAAGGAAAUUUUUAGCCGGGUGAGGUCCCCAGUAAGCCACAGUGCCCCAACCGAGGACCUUCAAAAAAGGAUUAAGGACCAGGAGGGAACCACAAAGAAACUUCAGGGCAUUGGGGCAGAUAAGGAAGCCCUGCAGAAGGAGUGUGAGGCCUUCCUGUCCAAGAAAUCCACCAGCACCACCGCCUCUCAGCUCCCCGUGACUCUGAACAACGUCAAGAACAAGUAUAAUGAUGUCAAGAUGCUGUCCAGCCUGUAUGAUGAGAAAGCCAAGGCUUCCCUGAACCUGGAGAACCAGAUAGAGAUCACGGACGAGAUCAUCAGCAGCUUUGAGUCCAAGCUGGCUCAGGACAGCACCAUCCCAGCCUCUCCCAACGCCCUGCAGGAUCGUGCCAAUGAGCUGCAGAGGCUGAAGCGAGAUCAGGUUGCCCAGCAGGACUGUGUGCUGACGCUGAACCGCAGCCUCAAGGACGCCGAGCACAGCUGCAGCGCCGUGCAGAACAACUUCCAGGAGUACUGCCCGGAUCUCCCCCGGCAGAAGCAGGAGGUCCAGCUCCUCAACGACCGCUACCAUGCUGUGGCCGACCAGCUGGAUCACCGGGAGAAGACCCUCCAGAACACCAACCUCACCUAUCAGCAGUUCCAAAACUCCAACGAGAACAUGAUGUUCUGGAUGAACAACCUGCCCAAGCACCAGGUCAAGACCACGGAUGGACCGAGCCAGAUCAAUUACAAGCUGCAGGCACAGAAGAGGCUGGUGGAGGAAAUCCAGGGCAAGGAGGCUGAGAAGAACGCCAUGGUCAAACUAUCCCAGACCGUGCAGUCUGCUCUCAACGACUAUGAGCUUCAGGCAGGCAAAUACUGCUCUUCUCUGGACCCCACCCUGAGUGCUUCCGCUGCCAAAAGACUGCGUGUCACCCCACUGCAAGAGAGCAUCCAGGCCCAGGAGAAUGAAGUGACAAAACUCUACACAGAGAUCGCAGCAGAAAACAAGCAGCAGCUGAGCUGGCUGGAGUUUGCCAAGAAGGUGGUAGAGAAGAAGCAAGUAAAAGAGGAGAUGCAGGCGGAACAUGAGCAAAUGCAACAGUCAGAAAAUCUGGCUCAGUCAACAAGAGAAUCAAAGGCACUGAAACUGCAGCUGGAGGAAGAAAGGAGCAAAGUGGCCAAGGUUCAGCAGGAGCUGGAAGAACACAGAAACAGGCUUCUGCUGCUGAAGACUCAAAGGCCCAUUGAAAGAGUGGAAGAAAAGGAGGUGGUUGAAUACUACCGAGACCCAAAACUGGAAAGCAACUUGGCUAAGAUGACGCAUCAGAUUAAGGAUGAGAGCAGAAAAAGGGACAGCCUGCAAGCAGAUAUUGAAAUGAUGAACAAGAAGCUCAUCCAGAUGGAGAAAGAGAGGAAGGUGGUUGAGGCCCAGCUGCUUACCAAAGAGGUCACUAAAAUUGAGAGGGAUCCAAACCUAGAUAACCAAGCGGCUAGCCUCCGUGCGGAAAUCAAGCAUCUCAGAGAACAGAGCUCCACUGCUUCCUCUGAACUUGAACGGCUCAGGAAAGAGUUAUACAUUCUGGAGCAGAAGCAGCCCAACAUCCGAGAGAAAGUGGUAGUGAAAGAGUUGAUCAAGCUGGAAAAAGACCCGGAGAUGCUGAAGGCCGUCAGGACGUUGCAGAUGGAAAUUGACAAAGAAACCUUCAACAGGAAAUCUGUGGAGGACAUGACAAUCAAACUGAACAGUAGGAUCGAGGAGCUGGAAAGGCUUAUUGAAGUAGCAGAACCCAAAAUCAUUGUCAAGGAGGUGAAGAAGGUGGAACAGGACCCAGAACUGCUGAAAGAGUCUUCCAAGCUUAGAACUCUCAUUGAAGAAGAAAAGAACAAGAACCUGCUGUUAACAGGAGAGCUGGCAGAGCUGCAACGCAAAUACAUCAUUGCAGAGAGGCAAAAACCUAAGGUAGAGGUUAAAGAAAGAGUCAAUGAGAUUUUCGUGGUAGAUCCAGAGACAGAGAAGGAAAUUACUCGCCUGAAGAAGGAGCUCCAGGAAGUUACUAGUAAAAGGACAAAGAUUGACAAGGAGGUGGAAGAAGCCUUGUCUGAGCUGAACAUCCUCAGGUCUCAGAAACCAACUGUGGAGUAUAAGGAGGUGAUCCAGGAAGUGGUGAAACUUGAGAAGAGCCCAGAGAUUCUUAGAGAAAUUGACAGGCUGAAGGAACAGCUCAAUGAGUUGGUGAACACAAAUGGCAGGUCCCAGGAGCAGCUCAUCCGGCUGCAGGGUGAAAGGGAUGAAUGGAAAAGGGAAAGGUCCAAGGUUGAAACCAAGCUGGUCAACAAGGAGAUUGUCCGAUACGAGAAUGACCCACUCUUGGAAAAAGAAGCUGAUCGCCUCCGCCAAGAGGUGCGCAAUGUGUCUCAAAAGAGGAGAGCAGCUGAGGGCACCAUCUAUGACCUGCAGAACAAGUACAUGCUGCUGGAGAGGAGGAAGCCCGAAGAAAAGGUGGUGGUCCAGGAGGUGAUUCUCACCCAAAAGGAUCCAAAGCUCAGAGAUGAGCACAACAGGCUGAGCCGGAGUUUGGACGAGGAAGUGAGCAACAGGCGUCGUGUAGAACGUGAGGUACAGCAGCUUCGAUCUGUGGUGGAAGAGAAAGAGAAGCUGCUUAACUUCCAGGAAGAUCGAAACAAGAGGCUUGCGUUGGAAAAGGAGCUGCGUCAAAUAACCAUGAGAAUAAAGGAAAUAGAGGAAAGCCCUGCACCGGUGCAAGAGAAGAUCAUCAUGGAAGAAGUGGUCAAGUUAGAGAAGGAUCCAGAGCUCGAGCAGGCUGCUAGUGGACUGCGUCUGGAGCUGGAAAAUGAAAAGAUGCAGGUUCUGAACCUGCAGAGGGAGUGCAAGAACCUACAGAUCCAGAUUGACAUUCUGCAGAAAACAAAAUCGCAGGAGAAGAUCAUCUACAAGGAGGUUAUCAGAGUGGAGAAAGACAGAGUGCUAGAGAAUGAACGUGCACGGAUCUGGGAGCUGCUGAGCAGAGAGAGAACUGCCCGGCAAAAUGCAGAAGAGGACAUACGACGACUCAAGGAGAAAAUAGAGAGAGCUGAAGGCAUGAAAAGGACCUGGUCCCGUGAGGAGGCUGAUCUCCAGAAAGCACGAAACCUGGCAAUCCAAGAGAGAGCCAACCUGGAGAGUGAGCUCAGGGAGCUGGAAAGGCAGAAGCAGCAGAAAGUCCUUGUCCUUCGAGAGGAGUCCAAACUCCUCAGCCAAAAGACAGAGAAUGACAGGCAAAAAAAGAUGCAGCGUGAGCAAGAACUUUCCUUCCUGGAGGCAGCUAUCCUAAGGGAGAAGGACCAGAUCUACGAAAAAGAGAGGUCCAUCCGGGAACUCCAGUCUGGGGUCAACCGGGAAGAAAUGAGCCACGAGACCAAGAUGAGAGAGACUAAUCUCUCUACUAAAAUCUCCAUUUUGGACCCUGAGACUGGGAAGGAUAUGUCUCCUUAUGAGGCCUACAAAAGAGGAAUCAUAGACCGAAACCAAUACAUCCAGCUGCAAGAACUAGAGUGCGACUGGGAGGAAAUCACUACCUUGGGCCCCAAUGGGGAUGUUUCUGUCCUGCUCGACAGGAAGAGUGGGAAACAGUACUCCAUUGAGGAUGCCCUGAGGUUUAGGAAGAUUACGAAAGAGGAGUACCAGCUGUACAGGGAUGGCAAGAUGCCAAUCUCAGAGUUUGCUCUGUUGGUAGCAGGGGAAUCCAAGCCUCCCUCCUCUUUGUCCAUUGGCUCCAUAAUUUCCAAGUCUCCGCUUCCAUCUCCGACGAUGCAGCAGCAGACCCAAAGCUUCUUUCCUCCGAGCUUGCAGAAAAGCUUCUGCGAUGAUAGCUUCCCCAUUGCCGGAGUGUUCGACACUGUCACCGAUACCAAGUGCAACAUAAGAACCGCUGUCAUCAAAAAGAUGGUGGAUCCCAUGACUGCUCAAAAGCUGCUGGAGGCCCAGGCUGCAACUGGGGGCAUCGUAGAUCUCAUCACGCGGGACCGGUAUUCUGUCCACAAAGCCAUAGACAGAGGGCUGAUCGAUAACACCUAUAUGCAGAGGCUGCUGAACGCCCAGAAAGCUUUCACAGGUGUAGAGGACCCUGUGACCAAGAGGAGGCUGUCUGUUGGGGAGGCAGUUCAGAAAGGAUGGAUGACCAAGGACAGUGCCUUCCCCUACCUACAGGUCCAACACCUGACCGGGGGGCUCAUUGAUCCCAAGAAAACUGGUCGCAUCUCAGUGUUGGAAGCAGCCCAGACAGGCAUGAUUAGCGACGACCUGGCUAAGAUGCUCCAGGAUGAGCCCAACUAUGAGAAGGAUCUUGUUGACCCAGUCACCAAGGAAAAGAUUAAUUACAAAGAAGCCAUGACUCGUUGCCAGAAAGAUCCUCUGAGCGGCCUGCUGCUACUCCCAGCCACCUCUGAGGGAUUUCAGUCUCGUCGCCCUGAGCGCUAUUCUCCCAUGUUGUCACGAUUCAGGCACUAAAAUGAGCUCCAUGUUCCCUCCAAUUCCACCAGGAUAUUAAGCCAUGGUGGUACUCACAGAUGCAGACUGCCUAGCGUUUCUGGCUGCAUACUAUUCUAGUGAGCUAAUCUUGCUUCCCCAUAACUGGGGCAACAGAGGAAGAUAAGGCAUUCAUCGGGGUGAAAGGGUUCUAGCAUGGGUGUCUGUGCCUGGUUUGGAAAGUAAAGGGGAUUUUGUUUCAACAAAUAUGCUUGGGGUAGUUUAAACUGUGUGACUUCCUGACACCUUGAAGUGUGGGGAGGCUGUCAAGGGGCAAAUGUGUCUCCAAGUUUGUUCAUUCUUAUGCAUGCAAUAAAACUAGAAGAUGUCUCUCCACUGCUGUAUUAUCCUUGAAAAUGGAGGAUGUCCCCACCCACCCUUCAGUGUAGGUCUAAACAUGCCCUGUCUUAAGCACCAGGGCCCAGAUCCUCAAAGAUAUGUGGGCAUCCAACUCCCCUGGGCAUUUAGGUGCCUGAUAUCUUUGAGGAGCUGGCCCUAUAGACCGUAACACUCUAGACCCAGCGUAACAUUUCCAGAAGUGGCUACGUAAAUUAGAGAAGGAGGAGUGAACGUCAAUGGGACUUGGGCCAAGUGCCUUUUUACAAUGCUCAGCCCCAGCUGAAAUGAAAGGAUCACUUCUUCUGCAUUUGAUUCAGAACCAGAGCUAAGUGCUUGUACUCUGUCCUAAUGGGUGCGGGAGACUGCCAGGGUUUCUAGAAGAUGGCAAUAUGGCCGGGGGAUUGAUCGUUCUUAGCUAAGCUCCUUCUCUUCAUCCCCCACCAUUCACGCACAGCCUCUCCCUGGGCACGGUAUUGUAUCUAGUUCUUACAAAAAUAAUUUGAAACAAUCAACUAACUUCAACCAAUGGAAACUGCAGAUCAUUCUGCCUUUUCCAAAUGCCAAGCAACAGGAAAUAUGGCCUACACAUACCAAACGAGGGCCUGCAAGCCAGGUGAAGAGCUGCUGAUGUGCCCACAGAAUGCCAUUAAUGCAUGUUUUAAACUUCUCUAAUCAGCUGUGGGUUGGAAUCAGAUGCUUGUCAGUACUCAGAGGUUUUACUAAUGAUUUCCUGUGAUGGUUGCCUGGGUCUUUUGAACAGGGGGCAGACAGAACUAAGACAGGUCAUGAACUAAGGCAGUUUAGUGGUACACCAAAGAAAACAAGACGUACACUAGAAUCUCAGUGUUACUAGCCUUACGUGCUUUCAGUCAGGUUCCUGGUCUAGCGCCUAUCAGCGCUAGCGCCCACAAGCUCCUGUUCUAACCUGCAGCAGCUCAUUGGCUUUUAUAGCCCUGCAGAUUCCCAACAGGCUUGUAGCCAGCCAAUCACAGAGUAGCUCUCUCUCUAAAGCUGCCUCAGGUAGCCUCUUUCUGUCUUCCAGCAGCUGUAUAACAACUCUAGGGUAUUUCUCCAGGGUUUGCAACUUGUGAAGCUAUGGUUCUCCUCUGCAGAUAGUGCAACUGUACUGAACCCUCUGAGCUUUCCUGGACAGGUGAGUCAACCUUCCUUUUACUUAAUCCGUUGGAAAGGGCUAAAAAAACCUGCAGCACAUUCACCCCUAUGCUGCUCCCUUUCCCAGCUCACUAAGGGGACAUGGUACAGCUUUAAAAAUGUUAAAUAAUUGCUCCUCGCUGCUGAUGAAAGUUUGGGGAAUACAGUGUAAUUAAAUAUUUGUGAGUUUUGUAACUUAAGUGCAUACUUAAUUGCUCUGUAAAACUGUCCCUCUGAUUUAGUGUCAGGAGUAAUAGGAUGGGGAAACUGGGUUAGAGGCAGGAAGCUGGCGAAGCAGUCUCUGGUGUACAUGUUCAGCUUGCAGUCCCCUUAGAAGGCCUAGGUAUGAAUUAUGCUACUGACUCCAGUGCACUUUCCUGACCCAAAGAUGCUCAGAAUUGGCAAUGAACAGUUCAUUGACCACUCCUCACAGUCCUGGAAUUUCAGCAGUGAGCGUCAUACCAAUAUUUCAAUCUGUUCCACGGGGCCAGGGGUUCCCUCCAGCUAAAGAUUUGGCAACAAAGUCUGAACUGGCCCAGGAAUGAAUAUCUUAUUUAGCAGAUUUUGCCUCUUUUCUUUCUCAUGGAAUUUCCAUGAGCAAGCCAUGAGUUUCUCAGAUUUGCUAUUUGGAGGGUAAUGGACACACAUCAUUACUCUAGGAACUGGUCAUUCAUGUUUGAAAUUCAAGUUGUGUUGCUUGAUUGGGAUGGGUCAGAUAAGUCAUGUGGUAUUGUCUCUUCUCCAGGAUUGGAUGAGAACACGGGUACUAUUCCCCAUGUACUGCUUAAAAACAAACCCAGCAUUGUCCAAUCAAAUUGAUUUAAAAAUUGGAAUAAAUAGCUGCAAAGAGUUCUUUUGGCAUGGUUCAUCUAUAUCUAGGAAAUACUUUGCCUCUCCAAGUGCUUAGCACUUAGACUAUAAAAUGUCACUAAAAUACAAUCUUGCACCAACUAUUUUUGCAACAGUCUUAGCUGCUGCUUUCCUAAGAGAACAGCAUUGAGGUCGGGGUGCUGGAACAAUGUGUGUAGUGGGGGUGCUGAGAGCCAUUGAACCAAA
Molecule: messenger RNA, 10405 nt
Organism: Chelonoidis abingdonii (Abingdon island giant tortoise)
Lineage: Eukaryota; Metazoa; Chordata; Testudines; Testudinidae
Gene: EVPL
Product: envoplakin
Biological process (GO): wound healing; intermediate filament cytoskeleton organization
Cellular component (GO): intermediate filament; membrane; cytoplasm
Molecular function (GO): structural molecule activity; cadherin binding
Source: RefSeq, a predicted model, not a curated record